Molecule: messenger RNA, 746 nt
Organism: Schistocerca cancellata (South American locust)
Lineage: Eukaryota; Metazoa; Arthropoda; Insecta; Orthoptera; Acrididae
Exons: 4
Coding region: 1-744 (247 amino acids)
Source: RefSeq, a predicted model, not a curated record
AUGGCGGAACGCAACCCUAGCCUGGGACCAGCAGCAACGGCGGCGGCGGCGGCGGCGGCGGCAGCAGUGCGUUCGUCAUGUGGCUGCCACGAACACUGUCCGCCGCGUAGCGCCCCCGUUGCGAACAUCACUCGUUUCGGCUACGCAGGACGGUGCGGAGCGGGGCGGAGAAAGCUGGCGGCGCACGGCCGUCUGGCCGGGUAUAUAGGGCUGGCAGCGGGCUCCAGCCACCAGACGACAGUCGCUCCGCUCUCCGCCACCUGCACGCCAACCAGCAGCUUCCGACGCCACGCCAUGGAGCCACAGACCUACCUGCUGGUGCUGGGCUGCACGCUGCUGAGCGCGACCCUCGCCUCGCCGCUGCCCGGCGUCCACGUGGAGGACCACGGGGAAGACUACGGCGGCUACGACGAGCACGUCAAGAUCGUCAAGAUCGCCGUGCCGCACCCGGUGCCGGUCCCCGUGCCUCACCAGGUGCCCGUCGCCGUGCCGCAGCCCGUCCCAGUCCACAUCUCGGUCCCGGAGCGCAUCGAGGUGCCGGUGGUGCGUACGGUGCAUGUCCCGGUGGAGAAGCCAGUGCCCAUCCCGGUGGAGAAGAUCGUGCCUGUUCCCGUGGAGCAGCCGGUGCCCAUCCACGUCGAGAAGCCGGUACCCGUGCCCGUGCACAAGCCCUACCCCGUCAAGGUGCCCGUCGUCAAGACCAUACACCACUACAUCAAGACCGGCGGCCACAGCAAGUGGUGAGA